Molecule: messenger RNA, 2114 nt
Organism: Pelodiscus sinensis (Chinese soft-shelled turtle)
Lineage: Eukaryota; Metazoa; Chordata; Testudines; Trionychidae
Source: RefSeq, a predicted model, not a curated record
AUGAAGGAUACGGAUGGGCAACAUGCAUCAGCAUUUAAGAAAAAUAUUGUUUCGACUUCACCAGGACCUGAAGAAGAGGCAGAAAAACCUGUGAAAACUAAGACUGUUUCUUCCAGUAAUGGAGGGGAAAGUUCGAGUCGCAGCGCAGAGAAACGGGUAGCUGAUGAAGAAGCUGAAGAUUUCACCACAAAGCCCGCUCCUGCCAAAAUGUCCAAAUUUGGAUUUGCCAUAGGCAGUCAGACAGCAAAGAAGGCACCUGCAAUAUCCAUCAAACUUGGAGCAAAUAAACCUAAAGAGCCUGCUCCUACCCUUGCUCCAAAAACACUUUCUGUAGCAGCAGUGUUCAAUGAAGAUGAUGAUAGUGAACCAGAAGAAAUGCCUCCAGAAGCAAAGAUGCGCAUGAAGAAUAUUGGAAGAGAUACACCAACCUCAGCAGGACCAAAUUCUUUCAACAAAGGAAAACAUGGAUUUUCUGAUAACCAGAAGCUAUGGGAACGGAACAUAAAAUCUCAUCUUGGAAAUGUCCCUGAGGAGGAUGACUAAAUAUCUGUUGAUAUAUUGGUGGAGGGGGGAGGGCAGGGUGUGACAUUAAAGGAACAGUUUCCUUUUUUUAAGAAUGGUCUGAGAUUUACAUUUGGAACCACUUUUUCUAAGGAAUGAGUGGUACAAUAACUGAGUUUGAAAUUAGAGGUAAUUUAUGUUUUGUAUACAGAUUUCAAGGCAUUUGCUAAUUUUGUAGUUAUGUGAUUAGUUUCAAAAGGUUACAAAUAAAGAAAUUGGAAGUGGUACUUUUUAAAUUUUUUGUGGGUCAUAGCAACUAAUAUGGUAAGAUGGACAAAAAAGGUUACUGUCUCUUUAAGAUUGUUGUUGGAUGCUACUGCACUCUGGCUUCUAGCUCCCUCUUUCAUCAGAUAAAUAUGUGGAUCCUAAGAUCGCUGUUAGAGAGGGAGCAGUGCCUUGUGCUAGAAGUAUUACUGGGGUAUUAAUUUGAGCAUAAAUUUAGACAGAGUAGAAAUCUUAAUUCCUCCCAGUCACUUUUUGUUCUUCACAACCUAGGGAUGGUGUUGCUCUGACUAGCCAUGGUAGCGGCAUUAGCUCUAAUCUUCCUUUGAAACCUUAUGUAAAGUGUGUAAUAGUCUCUGUGGUCUAGUUCAUCCUAAGGAAGGCAUCUUAGCAGUAUACUAGGUCCAGUCUCUAAAGAAUAUUCACUACAAAGGUAAAUCAGUAGUUUCAGUGUGCUCCUCAGUUAGUAGUAUAAAUAGUGCUUGUUAGCAUUUCCUUCUGAAUUAGAUAAGUAGCUACUAAAGCAAUUAUCAAUAUAGAAAAGCCGCCACCACCAAAAACAUAUGUAACUUAUUUGGAUUAAAUAGCUUCCUUAUGCCCAAAGGGAAUAAAAGCCACACCAAAAAAUUCAAUAACUUUGUUUUUGUACUUUUAUGCAGUAAGAAGCCCUUCCGUUAAACACUCUUCUAGAUGCUAAAAUAGGUUUGUGGCUUCAAAGGAUAGUAUCAGAUUUAAGAUAUUUGUUACUGAAUUACUAGUAUCUUUAACAGUUCUUAAACUUUCAGUAGGCUGUUAAUUUUUGCACCUGGUUUGAACAAUGACAGUCAUGGGUGAGCUUCAUUUUUAGGAUCUCUCACUAGUAGUACUGUGCUCUGUUAGGAUUUCAAACCCUGAGGGCUGUCUAAAUUCUGUUAAGCUAUUUUCAUUUAGAUUUAAAACAUUGAGUCUGUGUUUAAAAAAAAAUCUAACUACAUGUGUUUUUAGAGCCCGAGGUACCUGAUACUGUCUGCUAGUACAGUCAUCCUUCAACUUUGCAAUUGCUUGUAAAACGUACUUGUUCUUGAAUAUUCAUGAACAGAAUCCAUCUUAACUGCUUCCUCCUCCCCUUAAUUUCUUUCCAUAUGUUAAGUUGAGUAUAAGUGGAGGAGAGACGAAAGUGCAUUUUUAUAGGAUUAGAAAAGCACUGAUUACUUGGACUCUUGAGUUUGUAAGUUCUAAAAUUUUUGUAUUGUGUAGUCUUUUCAUUUGAAGUCUUAUGCAAUUGAAUACAUGUAUCUAUUUUCUUUAAAAGCUUUGUUAUAAAUGUAACAUAAAAUAUACUUUUUUCAUAG